CAUAGAGUACCGGAAGGAGUCUGAGCUGAGGUGAUCCUAGCCGUGCCGGGGAAGUAAAAGGGAUUCGGUUACAGCGGAGUGGUUUCCGAAAUGACGACCUUAGUGCUGGAUAACGGAGCCUACAACGCCAAAAUCGGUUACAGCCAUGACAACGUCUCGGUUAUUCCCAAUUGUCAGUUCAGAUCAAAAACGGCUCGUCUUAAAACAUUUACUGCUAACCAGAUUGAUGAGAUAAAAGACCCUUCAGGACUCUUUUACAUUCUUCCUUUCCAAAAGGGCUACUUGGUGAAUUGGGAUGUCCAACGGCAAGUUUGGGAUUAUCUUUUUGGAAAAGAAAUGUAUCAGGUCGAUUUCUUAGAUACUAAUAUUAUUAUAACAGAACCAUACUUCAACUUCACUUCAAUUCAAGAAUCAAUGAAUGAAAUUCUAUUUGAAGAAUAUCAGUUCCAAGCAGUAUUAAGAGUAAAUGCUGGUGCUCUUAGUGCACACAGGUAUUUCCGAGAUAAUCCUUCCGAAUUAUGCUGCAUCAUUGUAGAUAGUGGCUAUUCCUUCACACACAUAGUUCCCUACUGCAGAAGCAAAAAGAAAAAAGAAGCCAUUAUUCGGAUAAAUGUGGGCGGAAAACUCCUAACAAACCAUCUGAAAGAGAUCAUAUCCUACAGGCAGCUGCAUGUUAUGGAUGAGACCCACGUGAUUAAUCAAGUGAAGGAAGACGUAUGCUACGUGUCUCAGGAUUUCUACAGAGACAUGGAUAUUGCCAAGUUAAAAGGGGAAGACAAUACAGUGAUGGUUGACUACGUUUUGCCUGACUUCAGUACAAUUAAAAAGGGCUUUUGUAAGCCAAGAGAAGAGAUGGUGCUGAGUGGAAAGUACAAGUCUGGGGAGCAGAUUCUUCGCCUGGCCAACGAGAGGUUUGCCGUUCCAGAAAUACUCUUUAACCCCUCUGACAUUGGCAUUCAGGAGAUGGGGAUCCCGGAAGCCAUCGUCUAUUCAAUUCAGAACCUACCAGAAGAAAUGCAGCCACAUUUUUUUAAGAACAUUGUUUUGACGGGAGGGAAUUCACUUUUCCCAGGAUUCAGAGAUCGGGUUUACUCAGAAGUUCGGUGUUUGACGCCAACAGAUUAUGACGUUUCCGUUGUGUUGCCCGAAAACCCUAUUACUUACUCCUGGGAAGGUGGAAAGUUGAUAUCUGAAAACGAUGACUUUGAAGACAUGGUGGUGACAAGAGAAGAUUAUGAAGAAAAUGGACAUAGUGUCUGUGAAGAGAAAUUUGACAUUUAAGAACCAUUUCUGAA
Molecule: messenger RNA, 1295 nt
Organism: Acomys russatus (golden spiny mouse)
Lineage: Eukaryota; Metazoa; Chordata; Mammalia; Rodentia; Muridae
Gene: Actr6
Product: actin related protein 6
Exons: 11
Coding region: 91-1281 (396 amino acids)
Cellular component (GO): Swr1 complex
Molecular function (GO): nucleosome binding
Source: RefSeq, a predicted model, not a curated record